AUGUAUGGAAGAAAACACAGUUACAUUUUUGUAACAACUUUGAUUGGUUUAGUCGCUGCUAGUAAAUUUCUCGAAGAGAAGCCGGAUUUUAUUACACCUUGCAAAUCUGCCAAUUCAGAUUUCAAACAAUGUGUAGUUAAAAAUUUUCAAGCAUUUUUUGUGGAAUUUAAAGAUGGUGUUCCCGGUCUAAAGUCAGUCGGCCCCGUUGACCCUUUCCACAUCAAACGUAUCUCAUUAACGGAAAAUACCAGCAGCAUUAUUUCCAUCAAUAUUGGAUUUACGAAGGUGGAAUUACGUGGCCUUCGUAACACAAUUGUCGACGAUGCUGACUUUGAUCAAACAAAGUUGGUGACCAAAAUGACGUUAUCGGUGCCAGAAUUAAUAAUGACAUCCGAUUAUCAAAUGAAAGGACGUAUUUUGGCCCUGGCAUUAGAUGGAAGUGGAAAGGCGGAAAAUAAAUUUAAAAAUCUUAAAUUUAAUCUAAUUUGCAAACUGAAACUGCGCGAAGAAAAUGGUUUCAAAUUCACCGAUUUGGAUAAACUACGGGUUGAGGUCGCCGAUGUUGGCCUCUAUCAAAGUCAUUGGGAAAAUCUCUUCAAUGGACAAAAAGAUCUAGAAGAUUCGGCGAAUGCCGUUUUCAAUGAUAACUGGAAGGAAUUGUUUACCGCUUUUCGGCCAUCCUUCACUGCGACCGUUCAGAAGGUUUUGGAGGAUCGUUUUAAAAAAAUAUUUGCCUAUAUUCCGGCGAGUUAUUACUUUGGUGAUUUGUGA
Molecule: messenger RNA, 771 nt
Organism: Musca vetustissima
Lineage: Eukaryota; Metazoa; Arthropoda; Insecta; Diptera; Muscidae
Product: circadian clock-controlled protein daywake-like
Exons: 5
Coding region: 1-771 (256 amino acids)
Source: RefSeq, a predicted model, not a curated record